This is a messenger RNA of Phragmites australis (common reed), 774 nucleotides long. RefSeq names its product zinc finger A20 and AN1 domain-containing stress-associated protein 7-like. The record is from RefSeq and is a predicted model, not a curated record. Gene Ontology annotation, molecular function: zinc ion binding; DNA binding. The transcript has a single exon. Lineage: Eukaryota; Viridiplantae; Streptophyta; Magnoliopsida; Poales; Poaceae. Bases 211 to 774 code for a protein of 187 amino acids.
GAGUUUCUUCGGUACUCCUCGGAAUCCUGAUCAUAUCCGAGCAGGAGUCGGAACGAACGGCGCAUCGGCACCAGCCUAUAAAGGUCACCGCACCCCACGCCACGCCUCGUCCAAACCAAACACAUCCAGCUAUCACCCGGCGCACUUCUCACGAACAAACUCUCCUGCACAUCACCCACUUCUCGCGAGGAAGAAGGCGUGCGAUCGGCGAUGGCGCCUCAGACGUUGGUGACGGCGCAGAAGCGGAAGAGGCCAGAACCAGAGACCGACGCUAGCGCCAUGUGCGCCAACGGCUGCGGCUUCUUCGGCACCGCCGCGAACAAGGGCAUGUGCUCCAAGUGCUACCGCGAGCACCUCGCCACCGCCGACGACACCACGGCGUCCGCCACCCCGGAGAGCAAGGCAGCUCGCGAGAGGAGUGUCUUCGACACCGCACGUCCGCAGAAGAAGGCCGAGCUGAGCGUCCGCGCCGUUGCGUCAUCCUCUGAUGCUACAGCCGCCGCCGCCGCCGCCAUAGUUGAUACGUCGUCGUCGUUGCUAGCCACGGCGCAGCAGCAGCCGGCUCCCGCGAAGAAGGCCACGGCGAAUCGGUGCUCGACGUGCCGGAGGAAGGUGGGGCUGACGGGGUUCCUGUGCCGGUGCGGCGGAACCUUCUGCGGCUCGCACCGCUACUCGGACGCGCACAGCUGCGGGUUCGACUACAAGAGCGCCGGGCGGGAGCAGAUCGCCAAACAGAACCCGGUCGUCGUUGCCGCCAAGAUCGCCAAGAUUUGA